AUGCUAGGUCGUUGGAAGCCUGACGGUUCGGACACGUACAUCAGGAUGUACAAUGGUGUGGUUGCGAGGCUCCAGCAACAAUACGCAAAAGCUGUACGGGUAAACAACAGGACUGGACUCUUGGAUGAAAGAGAUGUCAUCGAAAGUGCAAUGUCAUGGCUCACUGACCGAUGUGAACAGUUGCCUGAGCAUCAGGUACAAUUGAUCAUUUCUCACUUGGAGGAUUCUAUGCGCUGGCAGGUUCAGCCUGGUUGGGAGUUGACUGGACAGGUCGAAGAAGAAGAUGUGCCGGAGGACACACAGUCGGUGCCCAAUGCACAGCCUUUGCAGGUUCAGAAACAGCAAACGGAGAAAGAUGCCCUAAAAAGGGGUGGAGCUGACCUCAGAUUUACAUUGUCUCGAAACGAUGUUACAGAUGAUUUGCAAGCUGCUUUCUUUACGAACGGCAUUACAACAGUUCAGAAGUUUUCAUCCUUCUUCAGAUCAGAAGAGGACCUUAUUCAAGUCAUGAAGGAUUCUUUUGCAACAGAUGCAGAUGAUGGUCUGGAAGCACGGGCGCAGCUGGCCUCAGUGAUUUGCGCUUGGAGAGAGACGCAAACCAAACAAAAGAGACAAGCAGAGGUUGAGGCUGAGAUGGACACACGUGAGUGGACGAAGCCAAUACCUACAGGUGAUUACAUCAACCUACGGAAUGCAUUCAUGAGGGCUCAUGGAAAGGUUGAAGAUAAGGUAACACCAUCGAAAGAAUACCUUGAGAAAAAACUGCAAGAACUUGAGAACGGUGAAUUCCGUGCUGAACUGCUGUCGGAGGUAGUAUCAAAAGACGAAGUUGACCCGGACAUCAUGGUGCCGGUCUUUGACUCCAAAGGGUCGCUCUCAGUGAAGAAGGGCACAACGACGGUGGCGCUCCCGACGGGACCUGAGCAACUUAGGAGACGGCUUACAGUGAUGUUGCAUUGUGUCAUGAUGCUGGCAUUGAAACAUACAAACCGUGAAGAGAUUCAAGACAUGAGCCGCGACACCAUGGAGCGCUACAAGGAUUACAUCCUAGGCGAUUAUGUCUGGGGCCUGUCAUCGACUGACCUUCAGGGAAAUCAGAUACAGACGCCGCCUUGGAGUCUUGUCCUCAGCUAUGAGCAUGCAGUGCGGAAGCGUGCAUACAAUUUGAUGGUCACGGAACAUUUGAGAAUUGGAGCUGCUUUGGAACAGGCAUGGAAAUGCCCGGUCACAAAGGAACGUCACUUCAUCACGCCCUUGGCCCUCUACAGCAAACGUUCCAAUCCAAGUGCCUCUUGGGGAGACUGGAACCUAAAAGGGAAAGGAAAGACAAGCAAGGGGCAGAGCAACAAGGGAAAAUCGAAGGGCAAGGGCACAGGCACGGCACCGGAUGGUUCCAAGAUCUGCUUCAGGUUCAACCAGGGGAAAUGCAGCUAUCAGAAAUGCAAGUUUGCGCAUCUCUACAAUCGAUGUUUCAAGAAGGGUCACAACGGCUUGAACUGCAAGGAAGACAAGGUCGAAAUGGUGGACAUACAGGUGAAGCCACAUUUAGACCUAACUCAGAAAGCAGUCCAGGACUCGGACAGACAGAACUAUGAGGUUUUGAAACCAGAUGGCAGGAAGGUAGCAGGGGGGCUUGGGAGCCCCCGCAAGUGUCAGCCACCGGGCAAAGACCGGUCCUUUCAUGAUGGAGCUGGACUCCUGUCAAUGGGGAGAUGGGAUGUGGAGCAAAGGAUAUGGAGCAAGGGUGUCUUUUGGGAAAGGUUGAGAAAAGGAACGAUUGAGUUGAUAGAGAAGCACUUGGGGGAUGAACGAGCUUUGGACAGGGCUUGCUUCGAGAUGGCAGUACGAGGUGAAGCAGGGUGCAAUAUUGUGCGCGACGAGAAGCUCAAGAGCGACAUACGCCUUUUCUGGAUUGACCUGCUGAAACAGCAUGGGUCGAAACAAGAGGGAUUGGACCAUGUGGCCCCGGGGCAACCUUUCCACCUUAGACUCAUGAAGGAGUUGCUUGCGUUUGGAGAAGAUGCAGACAGAGAAUUUUUGAUGCAGGGCGAAGUGGGUUAUCCUGUUGGUGUCCUGACCCCUUUGCCCAGGACGCCGCACUGCUAUGAAGAACAGACAGCUUGGCGCUUAGAAGACGACCCACACAUGCAGGAGGAGGUCUGGCGUUCCAACUACCAAUCGGUAGGGGAACAUGUACAAUUUGUGCGGGAGCACUUCACGGAGGAGUGUGCGGAAGGCUUGAUGGAGAGACUCACACUGGAACAGGCGAAGACCAGAUUUGGAGACAAGAUCGCAAUCUCCUCACUUGCGGUGCUGGUGGAGCAGAACCACCAGGGGAAGAAGAGGGUGAUUCAUGACGCCACCCACGGGACAAAACUGAAUAACAGGAUCAGAUGCCGUGACAAAACAAGGUCUCCCAGUGCGAGAGAGAAACAGUACCUCUUAGCAUACUUCCAGGAGAAUAAGCGCUCAGUCUUCAGCUUGGUGGGUGACAUAAGUAAGGCCCACAGGCGCUUCCUCCAUGCUCCAGGUGCAGGGAUCAGACUGGUGCAUGAGCUCCUGGGGCCACAAAUGCCGGUGGAGCUGCUACUGUUUGCAGACGAUCUGGAAGCUUUGGGUGCGAGUGCGGGAGGCAGGAGAGGGAUAACCCUUGCCUUCCUUUACAUGUCUGUUUUGGGCUUCCCUUUCAAGUGGACAAAGCAGAGCUUAGAGUGGAAUGGAUUGGACUCUUCUCUGACGCGCUGGAUGCACGAUUGGGUGAAGGAGCUUGCAGACACCGGCACAACAACUGCAAAGAACUUCGAGCAGGGGCUGGGCCGCCUUGGCUUCGCGGCCAUGGCCUUAACAUGGGAGAGGCCCUUUUUGGGGCCUCUUUAUAGCUGGUGUGCGGCCGUCAGAACAAAGCGUGGAGCCCUGCGGGUGCCUGCAAUGUUGAGGACCAUUUUGCGUUUUUUGGCAAAAAGGUUUUUGGCUGGUGGUGACUUGCAAUGCCCGCCUCCACUCAAACGACAGGAGGGCGAACAGGUUAUCUUUUUUACAGAUGCCAAGGCCACAGAAGAAUCAGCAUGGAUAGGGGGCUUCAAGCAAGGUACAGACGGAAAGGUGCUGGCAUGGUUUUCUGAAGAGGUGCCGCUUUCCUGGGCGCCGUGGUUGAAGCUUAAGAGGGAUCCUAAGAGGAUAAUUGCAGCCUUGGAAUUACUAGCCAGUCUGGUGGCGGUGAAACUGUGGAUGCAGCCGGCGCAGCAAAGCUCUGAGGCCGUAUGCUGUUUGAGGGGCAAAACGGAUAAUCAAUCCAACACCUACGCCUUGACGAAAUGGAUGAGCACGAAGUUUCCCCUUACAGUUUUUAUCAUGGAGAUCUCAGAGUCUUUAAGACUUGGACGCUGCAAUUUGACGCUUGACUGGGUUCCGCGUGAAUGGAACCAACUGGCCGACGAUCUCACGAACCAGAAGUUCGACAAGUUCUCUCUGCAGGACCGCAUCAGGUGGGAUCCGUUUCAACAAGAGUGGCUGGUAUUAGAAGAAUUUAUGGUUCAUGCAAACAGUUUUCAUGAUGAGAUGAGAAAGAGGAAAUCGGAGCCUCAGGUUCAAAUGCCCAGGAAACGAAAGAGAGUUUCUUCCCUCAAACCUUGGUGA
Molecule: messenger RNA, 3636 nt
Organism: Cladocopium goreaui
Lineage: Eukaryota; Dinophyceae; Suessiales; Symbiodiniaceae
Source: the annotation of a GenBank genome assembly